AUGGCUAGAAGACAAAGAUCUAAACAAGGUUCAAGCUCUCAAAGUGGUGUUAAAGGCCCUAACUCUGCCUUAACUGAGUUCUUACGUAAUGAAGGUAUUACUGACGCGUUUAGACAACGUAGACAACGCGAACAAGAGACAGUUAAUGAAGGUAAUGAAAAUGAUAACGAUACUAAUGAACCAGAGCAAUCUACAUCAGCUGUGGAAGUGACACCAGAAGCGCGGCGUCGGAGUACACGUCGAUCUCCUAGUGCUCCAGUGGAAGACACCAAAGAUACCAAUGACGAUGAUGACGAAAUCAGAGAAAUGAGACGUGCUGCUAAAAGAAAAUUACGAGCAGCAAGACGCGGUUCAACACGUCAACCUCGAAAUCGUCAUGAUCCCGAUAAUAGUGGUGGUGACGAUAGUAGUAGCAGUAGCAGUGGCAGCGAUAAUGAUGGUGAUCCUAAUUUCAGUGAAGAUGAAGAUGAUUUGGGUAAUUUAAAUAUGAGAAAAUUUGGUGAACAAGAUGAUUGUGUUGAUUGUGGUCAAACAUUUGAAUUAACCGUUAGUUCUCGUUUUCUUAAAGAAAAGAACGGAUAUCUAUGUAAUUCAUGUAAUCAAUUGCUCAAGGCAAGAGAACGGAAAGCGAAAAUGAACCAAAUGAAUGCUCGUAAAAAGAGGAAAAGAGUGGCUCAAGCAUUAUUAAAUAAAACUGAUGUGAAAAUCCCCAAAUUACAAGAUGUUUGUAUCAAAAAAAUCACGGAAAAUAUUGAAGAUGUGGAUGUAUUAGGUGAUAUUGGACAAAUGAAUAUGAAUAGAAUAUCCAUGAUUCUAUCUAAAAAUCGUUCAUUAAAUAAUAAAACCAUUUCAUUAUUUUUAUCUCCAGAUUUGAAAAGUUUACAAUUUUGGGAUUGUUCCAAUGUCGAUUCUGACUCUUUGAAUAAAAUAGCUUCAUAUUGUCCUCACUUGGAAUCAUUGACUUUAUUUAUGUGUGGACAACUUCAUAAUGAUAAUUUACAAUAUUUUGCUACUCAACUAACUAAAUUGACAGAAUUAUCAUUAAAUGGACCAUUUUUAAUUAGUGAUGUAAUGUGGCAAGAUUAUUUUGAAGAAGCUGGUAAUCGAUUAACUAAAUUUGAAAUUCGUAACACUCACCGAUUUGGAAAUGAUUCAUUAAUUAGUUUAUUAACAAAUGCUGGCAGAAACUUGACUUCAUUAAAAUUGUCUCGAUUAGAUGGUUUAAAUGCUGCAGAUGUAUAUGGGAUGAUUCCUCAUUUCUUACUGCCAUCGAAAUUGACUCAUUUGGAAAUCUCAUACCCAGAAAAGGAAGAAUUGAUCAGUGAUGACUUGAUUAUUAGUAUACUUUCCAUUACCGGUGACACUUUGGUCUCAUUGAAUCUUGAUGGUUGUUCUGAUCUAACAGAAAAAUUCUUAAUUGAUGGUGUGGCACAGUUUUGUCCAAAUUUAACUCAUUUGUCUAUUCAAAAUUUAGAUCAAAUUAGUGAUGACGGGUUUGCCCAAGCUUUGAAAGAAUAUCUGAAAGUCAAUGUUGGUGGAUUAUUAGAAGUUUAUCUUACAAAAUGCAUUGGAUUAGGCGAUAAAGCCAUUUAUGAAUUAUUCAAACAUUCAGGUCAUACAUUGGUGGAAUUAAGUAUCAAUUCAUUGGAUUUGUUGACGAAAAAUUUCCUAAGUCAAGUUUUCACUGAAGAUCUGCAUCAAUUUAAGAAAAGAUUACUUCAACAAUUGGAGGAAAGUCAAGAUGAAGAAGUUGAAUACUAUAAUCAUAUAAGGCUUCCAUUAUUGACAUAUUUGGAUCUGGGAUUUGUACGUGCUGUUGAUAAUGAACUUUUAUCUUUGAUUGGUGAGAGUUGUCCUCAGUUAAAGAUAAUUGAAGUAUAUGGUGAUAAUAGAUGUACGUCAAAGGCAAGAAUUAGACCCGGUUUAAUGGUAAUUGGUCGUCAAAGUGAUGAAAUUUAA
Messenger RNA from Candida albicans SC5314, 1959 nucleotides. It is a transcript of the gene RAD7, whose product is annotated as UV-damaged DNA-binding protein. Gene Ontology annotation, cellular component: SCF ubiquitin ligase complex. The coding region runs from base 1 to 1959 and encodes 652 amino acids. The record is from RefSeq and is a predicted model, not a curated record. Lineage: Eukaryota; Fungi; Ascomycota; Pichiomycetes; Serinales; Debaryomycetaceae. Gene Ontology annotation, biological process: SCF-dependent proteasomal ubiquitin-dependent protein catabolic process. The transcript has a single exon.